AUGUCCAUGUCCAAUUUUACAACACCGAAACGUAAGCUGUUAGUUAAAUUGCUGCCGCCGCUAUAUUUCAUCGCCACCGAACUCUCUCCGAUCGCGGCGCAGCGGCUCGUUAAAUUAUUUGUCGCCGCUGCCUUUCACGAAGAGCUGUCGCGGCGUUCGGAACCGGUCAACUUCCAAAGACGCCCGUGGAUUAUCCCGGCUCGGGCCGCGAAACAAUGCACCCUAAGUCCGUCCAUCAAGCCGAAUCGAAAUCGGCCGUCAAUCGAUCGAGUGCGGGCGGCCGCUUUCGCGCGCGACCGGAAACGAGCAUCGGACAUGGAGGCUAGGACGCUGUUUGCUCUCGUCACUCGAGGUAUUCGUAGUAGUAAGCCAUCGACACCAGACCAGGCGAAGCGACGUGUAACC
Messenger RNA from Iphiclides podalirius (scarce swallowtail), 405 nucleotides. The record is from the annotation of a GenBank genome assembly. Lineage: Eukaryota; Metazoa; Arthropoda; Insecta; Lepidoptera; Papilionidae.